Nannospalax galili (Upper Galilee mountains blind mole rat) is the source of this 1963-nucleotide messenger RNA. RefSeq names its product C-C motif chemokine receptor 9 (gene Ccr9). The transcript has 2 exons. Gene Ontology annotation, biological process: G protein-coupled receptor signaling pathway; chemotaxis; immune response. Lineage: Eukaryota; Metazoa; Chordata; Mammalia; Rodentia; Spalacidae. Gene Ontology annotation, molecular function: C-C chemokine receptor activity. Gene Ontology annotation, cellular component: membrane. The record is from RefSeq and is a predicted model, not a curated record. Bases 26 to 1129 code for a protein of 367 amino acids.
GAAGCUGGCUGGCAUCUGACCCACCAUGACACCCACAGAACUCCCGAACCUUAUUCCUGGAAUAUCUGAUGACUACAGCUUUUACUCCUCCAUUUCUGUGGAUGACUACAUGAACUUCACUAAUCUCUUCUGUGAGAAAAGCAAUGUCAGGAAGUUUGCAAGUCAUUUUCUUCCGCCCAUUUACUGGCUUGUGUUCAUUGUGGGCACCCUGGGCAACAGCCUGGUCAUCCUCGUCUACUGGUAUUGUACCAGAGUGAAGACCAUGACGGACAUGUUCCUUUUGAACUUGGCCAUUGCUGACCUGCUUUUUCUUGCCACUCUUCCCUUCUGGGCCAUUGCUGCUGCUGGCCAGUGGACAUUCCAGACUUUCAUGUGCAAGAUUGUGAAUGGCAUGUACAAGAUGAACUUCUAUAGCUGUGUGCUGCUCAUCAUGUGCAUCAGCGUGGACAGGUACAUUGCCAUUGUACAGGCCACGAAGGCUCAGACUUGGAGGCAGAAAAGGCUACUCUACAGCAAGGUGGUUUGUGUUACCAUCUGGGUGAUGGCAGCCGUGCUCUGCACCCCCGAAAUCCUGUACAGCCAAAUCAGUGGGGAAUCUGGCAUUGCUGUCUGCACCAUGGUCUACCCAAAGGAUGAGAGCACCAAGCUGAAGUCAGCUAUCUUGAUCCUGAAGGCCAUCCUGGGGUUCUUCCUCCCCUUCGUUGUCAUGGCUUGCUGCUAUACCAUCAUCAUUCACACCCUGGUACAAGCCAAGAAGUCAUCGAAGCACAAGGCCCUCAAGGUAACCAUCACUGUCCUCACCGUCUUCAUCAUGUCUCAGUUCCCCUACAACUGCAUUCUUGUGGUUCAGGCCAUUGAUGCCCACACCAUGUUCAUUUCCAGCUGCACCAUUUCCACCAAUAUUGACAUCUGCUUCCAGGUCACUCAGACCAUUGCCUUUUUCCACAGUUGCCUGAACCCCGUUCUCUAUGUUUUUGUGGGUGAGAGAUUCCGCCGGGAUCUGGUGAAGACUUUGAAGAACUUGGGAUGCAUCAGCCAGGCCCAGUGGGUCUCAUUCACGAGGAGAGAGGGGAGCUUGAAGCUGUCCUCCAUGCUUCUGGAGACAACCUCAGGGGCACUCUCCCUCUGAGAGAUCUUUCUGAGGCAGAUGGUCUUUGGAAGUGAUGAUAUAUACAUAUAUACAUAGUCCCCACCAAUGAGACUAGAGAGAAGCAAUGAUAAAGAAAUGAGAAAAAGAAAGAAUGGAAGAAAAAACCACCCCCCAAGGAAUGAACUUAAAGAGCAUUAUCAUGUUAAAAAUCCACCACCCCUGAAGGGCGCCAAGCAACUCUUGGCUGCAGUUACUGUAGUUCUAAGGCAGAUUCUCAAGCAACAGUGAUGAAAGCCUGGGUUUGCACAUGCUGAGCAUCAAUGCAGCCAGGCUCUAAUGGAGGCGCCGAGUUCUCCCAGUGUUCCCAGUUGCUGUAACUUCAGAUAUGAUGCUAUUCCUCCCCAAAGAGGACACAGAGUACUGGCCACUGCCAUAGUCCACAAAAGCAGAAGGCUUUGUGACAUUGUCCACCUCUGGUUUGAGGCUAAUACCGAUAAGUCUUACAGACUCUUGAUCUAGAACACAGUCAAACCAUUGGAGAUUGAAUGCCCUCUGGUCUCCCUGGUGUCUUCUGGGCCAUGGAAGAUCCUUGUUCCUAUUUUGGAGCCAUCUGUACGUCAGAUUGUUGAGCCUAUGCUGAGCUGACCACAUCACAAAGCCACCUGGAGUCCGGUCUACUUCUGUGUUUGGUUGGAGGUGCCACGUCUACACCUGGCUGCAGGGUUGAUCUAAGAGAAGACCUGGCCUGUCCACUGGUGCCUGAAAAUAAGUGUAGAUGGUGGGGAUCCAGCCCUGACUUUGUUAGGGCUUCUUAGGCAGAGAGGCACUUGCUGCAUGCCCCCCCCCCAUCUUUUUCUUGUCAGCCUCACAGGC